This is a messenger RNA of Lactuca sativa (garden lettuce), 867 nucleotides long. RefSeq lists its product as uncharacterized. The record is from RefSeq and is a predicted model, not a curated record. NCBI's taxonomy places the organism in Eukaryota, Viridiplantae, Streptophyta, Magnoliopsida, Asterales, Asteraceae.
AUGUUCGCUAUUCCAUGCACAAUUGGUGAUUUACAUGUUGAAAGUGCAAUGCUAGAUCUUGGAGCUUCAAUAAAUGUGAUACCCUACUCAGUUUUUCAAUCUCUCAAUGUUGUACCUUUGGAAGAAACCGGAGUGAUAAUUCAAUUAGCGGACAAGUCAAGUGUAUUUCCAAGAGGCGUGUUAGAAGAUGUACUAGUGCAAGUCAAUCAACUAGUAUUUCCCGCGGACUUCUAUGUCAUUGACCUUGAAGAGAAGACUCUGUCCAAGUCAUCUAUGAUUCUCCUUGGAAGACCCUUCAUGAAUACCGCUCACACAAUUAUUGAUGUUCAUAAUGGGAAGAUCACCAUGGAGUUCGAUGGCGAGACCAUUCACUUCAACAUCUUUGAAGCCAUGAGGUAUCCUAGCAAUAUUUCUCCAUUGUAUCGGGUCGAUGUGAUUGAACUAAUCACCCAACAACUAUUCGAGUUAUCGUAUGGAGAUAUUUUCAAGAUGGUGCUCAACUUGAGUCUUGAUUGUGAAAGUUUGAAGAAAACAUUGGAUAUGUAUUCAUUGGACUCCGAAGUUGAAGAGAUUGUGAAGAUUUUAGAAGUUAACAAUUCCACAAAGAAGGAUGUUUUUCAAGUUUUCUUAUCUCAUUCUCCAAACAAGAUGCCCCCUUCAAUAAUCCAACCACCCACACUUGAGUUGAAAGUUUUGCCUAGCCAUUUGAAGUACGUUUAUCUAGGUCAAGACAAAUCUCUUCCGGUGAUCAUCUCCCCUCAAUUUAAAGACUUUGAAGAAAAUCAAUUGGUUGAAGUAUUGAAGGAACAUAAAGAAGCAAUGGGAUGGACGAUAGCGGAUAUCAAGGGGAUAAGUCCUAAUAUUUGA